Messenger RNA from Epinephelus fuscoguttatus (brown-marbled grouper), 2779 nucleotides. RefSeq lists its product as uncharacterized. The record is from RefSeq and is a predicted model, not a curated record. Bases 272 to 2587 code for a protein of 771 amino acids. The transcript has 13 exons. NCBI's taxonomy places the organism in Eukaryota, Metazoa, Chordata, Actinopteri, Perciformes, Serranidae.
ACAAGCACACAGGAAGUACUCAUUAUUAGCAUUUCUUUUACAAUUUUCGUUGUAAACAGAAGCAGCAAAAGACAAUACAGCACUCAAAGUAUAUAGCAACACAAACGCUAAUUCGGUAGAAAGCUAGCACGAUAGCACAAACUGCUUGCCAACAUCCAUUAAAGUAUUAACUACGUUAGCAUUAGCUUGGUUGCUCUUGCUAGUUAGUUAGCUAACUUACUAGCGGUUUCUUGGGAAGUGACCGUGAACGCGAGUCAUAAAACAUCCAACAAUGGACAGCAAUCUCGAAACACCGUACGAAGAAGAGGAUGAAUUUAUUGAAUGCACGAUCUGUGAUAAGUCCAUAAGGGGAGAGACCCUGUACAAGAUACACCUGACUACACCAGGACAUAUAAAGAAAGAGGAUGCCAUUGUUGCUUCAGGGCAUGCUGUCAGAAAGCAACGUGUCCCGAUAUUUGAGGACAUUGUACAAUAUCUGGAUUACAUGAAGCUUGAUGAGCCAAUCAUCGGUUUGGACUUUUUGGAUGAACUGCCUUGUAGUGACCCACAGUCAGGCCCCAAAUACGCAUGCAGGCUGUGUAAUCAGAACGCCAACCUCUCAGAAACGGUCCGUCAUGUGAUUGGACGCAAACACCGGCAGAGAUAUGUGGAGAUUAAACGGCCAGACUUGGUGACCUGGACUAAACAGUCAAUAAUAACCCACGGAGGAAAGAUCAUACGAGCCAAAGCAGAGAUUAUAGAGAGACAGGAUGGACGAGGAUGUCCAACGAAACUGCCGAAAAAGAGGACAGAAGGCAGAUUAAACAUCACAAGAGUUCCCCCAAGGCAGAAGCAAAAUUGGGACCGAAACAUCCCGAAAAUUUCGACCCAGCGAGUUUUACCGCCACUUCUACCAGAACUCAAAAACUAUAAGGAUAAGCACUCUCAGCCAGGGAGGUAUUCCUCAGGAUACCCAGAUACACCCUCAUUCCAUCCAGAAGACUCUUACAUGUUGGACAGAGACAGACCAAAGCAGCGACAGGAUACUUACAGUCAUGACCACAUGGAAGAUAAGCCGCGGAGGGCAGACUACAGGGAAAGUGAUUCAUACAGAGGAGAGUAUAUGGACCCUGAUUAUCGUAUGGAGUAUGAAGAUGAAUAUGUUGAAGAUCCACAAAGAAGAGCCACACCCAAGCCAGGUGGUGUUCCCACGUAUGAAUCAAGGGACGAGAUGCCCCGUGGCCCCGUAGAGUAUUACCCAGAAGAGGCUCCUCCUUACAAAAGGUCCUACCCAGAAAGAGAUCCACUGAAGGAGUUCUACUCUGAGGAAGUUCGGCGUGGACGAGUUCGCUCUGCUGAGCGCCAGUCCUCGCAGCCGGUUUUCCCAGAAGAUGAUGAACAACGGUGGUCACUGGACAGGGAACCUGGUAGAUAUGACAGUAUGAAUAGAACAAGCAGGCAGGGGUCGAGUGAACCAGAGGCCAACAGGAGGAGCUUUCCCACACCUGUGGAGAGUGACCGGUCGCGUGACCUUGUGUUUGGUACGAGCAAAGAUUAUUGUCAUGGGAUGAAAGAACCAUAUCAAGUGGAGGCAGAUGACGUCCCUGGACCAAGCAGAUCUGGACCCCUUAACUCCCAGAGACGAGUGGAAGUUACCAGGGCCAUAUCUGACAUCCCGGAGCCAUUCAGGCGUUUCCUGAAAGGCCCCACUGCCAAUGAGGACCACGGUAAAAGAAAAAGAAAGAGUCGCUUCUCUGAUGCCACUGUAGAGGAGCUGGAAACGACAAAGGAGAUGUUCAGUGAUGAGUAUGGACCUCCAAAUCCAAAAUUUGGCCAUUGUCUGCGACCGGUUAGUGCACCACUGAGACCUGAAAGCCAAGGACCACAGUAUCCUGACUUCUACUCAGAAUCACAGAGCCCUCAUCAUAGUGAAAACUACCAAAGAGGAGACUCUGAGUCAGGGGGCGUCUUUGAUAUACUGAAUAACAUUGAAAUUGAAAAUGCAGAAGAGGCUGACUUCCUGAAGAACAAACUUUGCAACCUUCUGAAAGAAUUCAAGAGCAAAAAAUCGGAGAGAGCUGCGCAGAAUAGCCAAGGUCGAGCAGCCAUCCCCAAAGACUAUGACAGCUUAAGCCCGGACCCAAAGCUGUCUCCAAGACACCAAUAUGACACACCUCUCAGGGAAGAUUUUGACCUCAGACAAGCCGAAGACAGCUACUAUAAAGAGGAUCACAGAGGAAGAGGCUGGCAGCAGCAUGAGCAUAUACCUGACGAGAGGAAUACCACCAUCCCAGAAUACCACCAUCCUGUACACGGGGAACCCAGACAGUCAAACAGAAGCCGUUAUGAAGACGUUUUUGGGCAGCACGGGAUGUCUCGGAUGCCUCAUAUCACCCGUCCAGAUGAGCCAGACCCUUAUCCUGAAAGGUUUCAAGAACCCAAGCACCCUCGUGACUACCAACCUGCCGACAAGGAGUUUUUGGACUCCCACUCUUAUUCACCUCCGCUCCAUGUGGAACGAGGACCCAGGAUGGACAGGGGCCCUCAGUACUCCUCCAACCUGGAUAAAAUCACCUCCACCCUACUGGAACUUGUAAAAAGGAAAUAAUAGUCAAAUUUCCAUAAAAGUUCUAUAAACUUAAAAACCAUACAUUUACUGAGAUUCUUUGAUUUGAAGACAUAAUUUGAUGUUAAAUUUUCUUCCAUCAUGUCUGUUUUUUAGGUUAUUUGCGUUUGACACUUGUGAAUUUAGUUCUUGAAAAAUACUGAGUGUGUAUGUAAACAUUAAACCAUUUUUCAA